CUCUUCCUGGUUGAUGUGGACACAAGGAAGAACUGCUGGGUGAGGUCUGCUGUUGUAGCUGAGUAAAUAAUGAAGAAAACCUGCGAAGUUGAGUGAGAAAAGCCAUGGAAUUGAUCAAGUUAGUGAGGUUUUAAAAGUCUCUUUUAUUCCGGACCAGCAGACAGUCUUUCCGGAGCUUCUCUUGUUCCGCUUCCCUUCCAUACCUCCAGUGUUGCGGUACAUCUCCCAUUAGCUCACUAUGGGUUGUUAGCUGCUAACCAAAGUCGCUAACGCUACGUGCCAGUGCUGUGCACCUGUCACCAGCUUCUUUGUCUCACUCAUGUCGGUGGCUUCAUUACCUAUUGUCUGUUAGUUUGCCGAACUUGUUAACAGAAACGUUAGCCACUUUUGUCUGCUCACUUUAACCAAAUGUUGAAGGCGUCACUGUCCGAAAACAGUCUGCACUGCCAAAGCUAGACAAAGAAGAUGAACUGACGAUAACUCCCUCCGUCCAGAAAUGUACGAUAUGAACUCUGUCUGCGUCCCACUGGAUAUUUAUGAACACAAAUAGUCAGCUAGUCCCCGAAAAUAUACAAAAAUGGCGUCCUCCAAAGUAAAGGUCGGAGUCAACAGUGAGACCAACUCCCUGAAAGAAAGUAAAAGCAACGCCAGCAGUUCAGCUGGAGAGGCUUCACCAAAUAACCGGAUAUAUUGCCUUGAUGACCUGGAGACCAUUGCUACAGUUGGCACAGGGACUUUUGGCCGCGUCUUCCUCGUCAAGGACAAGAAGAGCAGGGCCUUCCACGCCCUGAAGCAGAUGAAGAUCCCUGAUGUGAUCCGACUGAAGCAGGAGCAGCACGUCCACAACGAGAAGGAGGUGCUGACAGAGGUCAACCACCCCUUCCUCAUCCGACUGUUUUGGACCCACCACGAUGAGCGCUUCCUCUACAUGCUCAUGGACUACGUGCCGGGCGGCGAGCUGUUCAGCUACCUACGCAGCCGUGGGCGCUUCAGCAACGCUACUGGCCUCUUCUAUACCUCUGAGAUCGUAUGUGCCAUCGAGUACCUCCACUCCAAAGAAAUCGUCUACCGCGACCUGAAACCUGAGAACAUCCUGCUGGACAGCGAAGGACACAUUCGCCUCACCGACUUCGGCUUCGCCAAGAAGCUCUCUGACAGGACCUGGACUCUGUGUGGCACUCCUGAGUACCUGGCCCCCGAAGUCAUCCAAAGCAAAGGUCACGGCCGAGCGGUGGACUGGUGGGCUCUGGGGAUCCUCAUCUUUGAAAUGCUGGCUGGGUACCCGCCAUUCUUUGAUGACAAUCCGUUCGGAAUUUAUCAGAAGAUCCUAGCCGGAAAACUGGAAUUCCCACGCCAUCUGGAUUUUUAUGUCAAAGACCUCAUCAAGAAAUUUCUGGUCAUUGACCGAGCCAGACGGCUAGGCAACAUGAAGAAUGGAGCAGAAGAUGUAAAGAAACAAAGGUGGUUCAAGACAGUAGACUGGGAGGCAGUUCCUCUGAGGAAACUGAAGCCUCCCAUUGUUCCUAAGGUUUCCCACGAGGGUGACACCUCUAACUUUGAUGUUUACCCAGAGGACGACUGGAAGAAAGACCCUCCCGUGCCUCAGAAGGACUUAGAGAUCUUCAAAAACUUCUGAUCACUCAGCUUGGUUAAUUUAUUGCUGGAAUAUCCCAAGAAUUGACACAACAUAUUGUAAAGUUACCGUUACAGGUACCGUCAUGGAGAGGAUCCUUAUUUAUCGAAGCGGGGGGGAGUUAUGUAAUAAUGGCCUCCCCCGGAGACAAACUCCAAAUGAUUGAUACUGUGACGUGUGUCAUACCACAGAGAUGAUUUGCUUUUUAUAUUUUUAUUUAUAUGACUUGAGUCAAACCUUUUGCUGUUUUUAUUUUAAUUUUUUUAUCACAUUUUUUCUCUGAGCCUGCUCAUAUGCAAAAAAAAAAAAAAAAUCUGGUUCCACUGAAACCAAAAGACUGUUACUUUCUAGGUUUAAAAAAGAGAAUAUUCAGGUCUUUUUUUGAUAUUAUCAUGUUUCAUUUUGUAUCUCUUUUUAAAAUGUUCAUGCAGUCAUAUUUAUUGUGACUCCAGACUGGUGCUGUAGCUGUCAGCGGGCCAGUAGCUAUUAAUGUGCGGUUUUAGACUCUUAUACUGUAUGUAGUCAUGAAUCAGCCACUUUAUUUGAAAAUGCGUGACCCGUAGCACUUGUAAAAAGGUGCCUUACAUCAUAGUUUGAUGGGCAUGAUGUCUCGCAGUUACAUAAAGUUCACUUGAAAUAGUGCUUUUCUCAGCCUUCAACGCUAAUAGAAGUUGAAUCAUGGGACUGUUGGUACAUGUGAGGUGCUGUUGUAGAGAGCAGGCUGCCUAGUGUGCUGCCGUGUCUCCUACUGUAACGUUUUCUUCCCCGAGCUCUGUCAAUUCCUGUUGCAGCAGCUUUAUUUGCAGCCAAAGGACUUUGUUAUUACCAUACAGUCACAGCUGUUCUACAAAUGAACUACAGACUCUCCCAUGACACUUCCCUCAUCAUCAUCAUCAUCAUUAUCAUUGUUGUCGUGCUUUUAAAAGCCGGGUUAUAUGAGGUGAAGGUGAGGUCAAUAUUUAAACGUGCUACCAGGAGUGUUUGACUGGUUAUCAAACAGUCUUCAUUUUAUACUGAUGCCUCUAUAUGACCUACAUAAAAACAAGACCAUAGCUAGAAGAUUGGUUAUUUCUGUAUACCGCUUUUGUCCACAGGGGCCGCCAGAAUCAACACAAAAUUAAAAUUCCUUUUAGCAACUUUAAAGGUCCAGUGUGUAACAUUAAGGAGGCUCUGUUGGCAGAAAUGGAAUAGUAUAUUCGUAGGUAUGUUAUCAUUAGUGUAUAAUGACCUGAACAUAGGAAGAAUUAUAAUAAGCUGUUUAUAUCUACAGACACUGCAGGUAGCCUUCGAUGGAGGCUGCCAUGUUCAACCACCAUGUUUCUCCUGUAGCCUAAAAGGGACAAACCAAACACUGGCUGUAGAUAGGGCCUUUCAGUAGCUUCAUGGCCACCGUAGUUUCUCCAACAGACUUCACAACCUGUUCCCUUUCCAAGGUCGUCAAAUACACAAACUAACGGUUUUGAGUUAGUUGCAACUUCACUGCUAGAUGCCAUUAAAUCCUACACACUGGUCCUUUAACUUCUCACUCUAUAGAGCUGCAUUACAGUUGACCGACAGUAUUCAUCAGCGUUUCAUGUUAUUGUGUAGUAGAGGCUUUGGUGUUUCGGGACAGUAUAGACCUUUCAAAAUAAAAUUCAUAUCUUUUUUUUUUUUUUGCUGCCAUUAAAAUCCAAGUGAUCCUGUGAUUUUUGUUCCUCAUCCUUCUUUAUAGAACUAACUGUCUGCACUGUAGAUUGGCAGAUUAACAGCGAAUAGUGUGAAACAUAGGAACAGAAUUGUCAUCCUUGUACAUUCUCUCAUUGGGUUAUGUUCUAAUAAGUGACAAGAUAAAAAGAUUAGAAAUAGUAGAGGAAUAGAUUCUAAGAUUUGCCAUUUUCUGGAACCCCAUCAAGGACCCCAGGUUGGGAAUCACUGUGUUAGUAAUGAAAUAAAAUGCAGAAAGACCAUUUUGAGUUAUAAAUCCAUGGUUUUUCAAAGAAAACGAGGACCUUCGUUUUGAUUGGUAUAAAAAUCCUAAAUCCUGCCGGUAGUUGAUUGGUCAACGCAGAACCUUGCUGGAUGAGAUCACAUUGUGUUUCGGCAACAUUUGGAGCCAAUUUUAUUUGCUGCGUUCUUUUGCAGGAGCCCUCUGUGUCACUACCAUCACUUUUCUAUCACAGUAGAAUGUUAAUGUUAGUGAAAAAAAGCCCUAUUUUUAUUUUCAGUGAACAGUUUUAGGACAUUUUGCCAUCUUCUAGCGUCCCAUUGCCUUCAAGCUGAAUAUUGUUUUGAUACACAGCUGACAACAUUUGCUCUCAUCAGUGCAACUUCCAGUUCUCUGCAGUGUAUCCGUUACCUCUCUGUGUUCUUGUACAGAAGGUGUUUCACGUGUCUUUUCUCUUAACAAUACUCAAACAAUUGUUAGAGCAAAUAUUCAGCAGGCACCUGACAUACUCAUCGCUCCACGCAUUGCCUCAUUCACACAUUCUCAUCUGGCUGCUGCCACACUUGAAUGUCAUCAACUAAGAAACAAAAUCUUGUUCUUGUGCUUUUUCUUCACUCUUACAUCACAGCUGUUCUGGAGAGUUCUUAUGUCCCAAAGGAAUGAAUCCCUCUGCCUCAUUAACUGGAUUUCUGAGGGCAAUAUCAAUAUUUUACAGGUUGAUCUAUAUUAUUUGAACACUGAAACCUUUGAGGUGUAAUGAAGGUAAAUAUUUUUAACUAUGGCUCCUUUUAAAUUUAAAAGGUUGUGACAAAUAUAUGUACUGAGUGCGACAUUUUACAGUUGAGAAAAACUUUAAAACGACACAAUUGAUUAAAAUGUUUAAUUGUAUUUUAGCCCCUCACCCACGCUGCUGCGAACAAAUCACACACAAAAAUCCAGAGAAGUGAGUUAACCACAGAAAAAAUGAAGGAAAAUUAUUAAUCAUUAUUAAAAGAGUGGAAAACCCUGUUAGAACCUUUUUAGCACCAGGCUAAAGGAUGGCACAAUCCUGGCACAUUCUGACCUCGACUUUUAGGGUAAUCCCUCAGUUUGCAGGGUCAUCCCAUGAAAGUCUACCGAACACGGGGCUAAAAGGGUCUCGUUAGGGUUAGUAGAAGUGCAAUGUGGAUCGUAUAGCUCUGGACUACCAGCGUGAAAAGUUUCCAGUGUCAACUCUGAACCCAGGACUUAAUCCCACUGUACUCCUGGAAAAUCAGAAUCAAGUUUCUGCAUAAAUACUUCCAUUUCCAUUGUACACCAGUCCAUCCCAUCAUGUUGAUUCACCAUCAAUGAAACACUUAAUUUUAAAAGUAUUAAUCCUAUCCAUCAUCCUCCCUUUUACAGUGAACAUGUGCAGUAUAUGGGCCUGCACACAUCAGCAUGUAUUUCCACAGCAGCAGCUCUGUCUCCUGUUUAUAUGUAGCUUUUAAUGAUGUAAAAAUCACCACUGUUGACAAUGCCUGUUAUAUCACACACCACUUUGUAUAUGUAAAGCUUUUUCUGCUGAGUAGAGGAGCCUGGACUCUCAGUGCGGUGCUCGUCCAUUUAGAGCAGUUUUUGUACAAUGCAUGUAAUGUCUGUAACCUCCAGCCCCCGCCCAUUAUGUCUCACCCAGAAUGCUUUGUCGGCGCGGUCAUACAUCGUUUUCUACCCAGUACAUAACAAUGCCUUUUAAUAUACAGUUACUCCCUUUAUACCUAUGGAAUGGCACAUGUUUGUAUGAAGACUAAAGAGUCUUUGAAAAUGUUUGAAAACCUGGAAGUGAAAAGAAAGAAACAUGUUCUCUU
Molecule: messenger RNA, 5383 nt
Organism: Dicentrarchus labrax (European seabass)
Lineage: Eukaryota; Metazoa; Chordata; Actinopteri; Moronidae
Gene: prkx
Product: protein kinase X-linked
Exons: 8
Coding region: 578-1636 (352 amino acids)
Biological process (GO): protein phosphorylation
Molecular function (GO): ATP binding; protein serine/threonine kinase activity
Source: RefSeq, a predicted model, not a curated record